This is a messenger RNA of Amaranthus tricolor (Joseph's coat), 1959 nucleotides long. RefSeq lists its product as uncharacterized. The transcript is spliced from 4 exons. Bases 92 to 565 code for a protein of 157 amino acids. Lineage: Eukaryota; Viridiplantae; Streptophyta; Magnoliopsida; Caryophyllales; Amaranthaceae. The record is from RefSeq and is a predicted model, not a curated record.
UAAAGGAACCUUCCCCAUCAAACGAAAAAGUUCUAGAAACUUUACAUUCAAAUUUCACCACCAUAAUAAAAAACCCAAACCCAUCAAGAAAAUGGAGUUUUGGAGCGAAGUAACAAGCUUCGCAGAAGAAGCUGCAAAAAGAUCACAUGAACGCCCACAAGGGUUAGCUGCUCAAGUAUUGUAUCGGGCUGAUCAGAUUAAGUCUCUUUCUCUCCUUGAUUCUCUUAAUUUGUCCACUGAUCAGAAGCAGCAGGUUUCCGCUCAAGAGCUUGAGAGGUUUGGGAUUAAUGGUGAAUUGAGGGAAUUUGUCAAGGAAAUUACUAUGACUACUUUUCAGGAUUCCUCACUUCUUGUUGCGAUGUGGACGAUAUUCGAUAUUCUGCAGUACGAUUACCGUGACCUCAAUAUAAUGAAGAUUACUUAUUGUACAAAUGAUGGAGAUGAUGCCUUUGAUGAUGACUUUAACAAAACAGUUGAGAGUUUGGACGAUGAGCAUAGCAACUUGGUUCCGCAACAAGAUAGAAACUCCGAAGUUAAUGGCAUAAGCAAAAUUUUGAGUGAAUAGUUUACAUUCUUGGUAAAUUUCAUUAUCCGUUUGUACAAGUAUUUCGUCUAUUUUCCUCUAUCAUAUUAUGUUUCCGAAAAGGCGUUAUGUUGGGGGUAUGUUGUACGUAUGGGUAUUCGUAUGUCUUGAAUAUUUGUCUUGAAUUACUAUUAGUAAGUUGGGUAGGUAGGUAUAUUUCUUGCCAAAUUUUGGUACAUUUCUGUGGAUCAUUUGUGUACCAUUGUAAAUACUUGGAGCUUGGAGUAAAAAGAAUGGGGUGGUUUGGUUCUCCUCCCUUAUAAAAGCCACUUUUUAAAGUACUCACUAGCUAAGCUUGGGCAAGUGGGUAACCAUAUUUUCUUUGUUCUUUUAUCAGCUAGAUUCUAAUUGUUUGUUGUUGUGUUUUUUGAUGAGUUUAACAAGUCAACUAAAAAAAUAAUUGUUAAUAAUUAUUUGUCAACACCCUUACUUUAGAAAAUGAAUAUAACUAGUAAGUACUUCUAUUAUGCAAAUAUGAAUUGCUAUAUGAGAUGAUUUUACUGUAAGAUGUGCUUUAUACAUGAAUUAAAUAGUUCAAUUAAUAUAAAAUAUGAGAACAUGAGUUUCUUGUUUUAGAAGGCAAAAGAUUGCGCAUUAGCCGUACGAAGACCGAGUAUUUGCGCUGUGACUUUAGCGGGACAUCACCGGUAGGUGAACCAGAGGUGUCUAUAGAUGAAACAGUUGUUAAGAGUAUAGCUAAGUACAAGUAUUUAGGAUCGAUCAUUCAAAGGGAUGGGGAGAUUGACGGAGAUGUAAAUCAUCGUAUACAGGCGAGUUGGCUCAAGUGGUGAGCAGCCACCGCAGUGCUAUGUGAUAAGAAAUUCCCAAACAAGUUAAAAGGAAAAUUUUAUCGGGUAACAAUUAGACCUGUUCUACUAUAUGGGACCGAAUGUUGGCCAGUAAAGAAGAUUUUCGAACAUAAGAUGAAAGUUACAGAAAUGCAUAUGCUGAGGUGGAUGUGUGGGCUCACAUUGAUGGAUCGAAUUAAAAACCAAGAGUUUAGGGAAAAACUAGGGGUAACCCUUAUAUCUAGAAAAAUGCGCGAAAAUAAAUUGAGGUGGUUCGGUCAUGUGCAGAGAAAGACUUUCGACGCCCCUGUGAGAAGGGUAGAAAGCAUCAUAGUAGAAGGUAAAAGGAGUCGAAGAAUUCCCAGGAAAACUUGGGAUGAGCAAAUAAAAAUUAAUUUGAUGAGUUAAGCCUCUUUGCGGACCUAACUAGGGAUAGGAGCAGUUGGAGACACCAUAUCCAUGUCUUAGAGUACUGAUGUCCUCUCAGUCUACCUUUUAGUGUCCUUAACCUCUUGUUUGUAUCCUUUCUUUUCUAUUAGUUUUUUGUUUUCCUUUUGUAGUGAUUCUACCUUUUAUAGGCCUCUAUGU